Messenger RNA from Xenopus tropicalis (tropical clawed frog), 1106 nucleotides. RefSeq names its product traf2 and NCK-interacting protein kinase like gene 2 (gene tnik.2). The transcript is spliced from 4 exons. Gene Ontology annotation, molecular function: ATP binding. NCBI's taxonomy places the organism in Eukaryota, Metazoa, Chordata, Amphibia, Anura, Pipidae. Bases 154 to 789 code for a protein of 211 amino acids. The record is from RefSeq and is a predicted model, not a curated record.
GACACCAAAGUAUGUUGUAGGAGCAGUAGGAGGACCCAAUGGCAUUUAUGUGUCUGCACAAAUGGGUGCUGCAUUCAGUAAAGGCCAAUUCAGUUACAUGAGUGCUAAACAUGAAGCCAUUGGGAACCCCCCGGUAACAAGUAACUAAAUCAUAUGCUAACCCAAUUCUAUCCUAAUGCUCUUUGGUGUCUUCUUUUCCAGUGUGACAUCUGGUCCCUUGGAAUCACUGCCAUCGAAAUGGCCGAGGGAAAAACACCAUACGCCGAUCAGGAGCUAGUGUCGGACCUGAUCAUCAACAACGACUCUCCGAGGCUCAUAUCAAGGACCUGGUCUCAAACUUUUGUGUCCUUCUUGGAGUCGUGCCUUGAGAAGGAUCCUUCCCGGAGAUGGAGUGCGGAAGAGCUCCUGCAGCACCCGUUCAUUACUGAACUGCCCCCUGCGAAAACCAUCAGGGCUGAAAUCGAGGAACACCUUCGGGCUGUGCAGAACCGGCCGGCCAAACAAGGAUUGAGAGCAGUUCGCUGGGCCAGGAAACAGCUACGGCGGGCCAGGGAACAGCUACGCGGGGCCAGGGAACAUCUACGGCCUCGCUGGGCCAUGGAACAGCUACGGCGGGCCAGGGAACAGCUACGGCAGGCCAGGGAACAGCUACGGCGGGCCAGGGAACAGCUACGGCCUUGCUGUGCCAUGGAACAUCUACGGCGAGCCUGUGACUUCUGCGCAAUUGAAACAUCGCCAGAACAGAAGGAGGCUCAGCAAAUGGCCCUGGAGGGUUUUGCCUGUGUGUGAUCCUGUGGCCAAUAACAUCAAGUGCCCAGGGUGAGUCUCCUGUAUACCAUCCAAGGAGAAAGGAACAUCUGCAGAGAAAGGUACCAUCUCUCCUUCUUCUACUGCUCCUUUACCACUAGGCUCUUUCCUCAGACUACCACACCUCUAGCAUCUGUAGCUCCAUCAACACGAUCCCUUGCAGCUGCCCCAGCUCCUCCACAGUGGCGUCUCCUCUUUAAAUAACUGUAACUCCACCAGCAGUCUCUGCCUUUAACAUCUGCAUUCAGAUCUGUUUUUCUAACUGUAGAUCUGUCAUCAUUAUCUGUCAUCAUAUCUCA